This is a messenger RNA of Cololabis saira (Pacific saury), 1898 nucleotides long. RefSeq names its product ras-related protein Rab-25-like. Gene Ontology annotation, molecular function: GTP binding; GTPase activity. Lineage: Eukaryota; Metazoa; Chordata; Actinopteri; Beloniformes; Belonidae. The record is from RefSeq and is a predicted model, not a curated record. Bases 223 to 849 code for a protein of 208 amino acids. The transcript has 5 exons. Gene Ontology annotation, cellular component: recycling endosome. Gene Ontology annotation, biological process: exocytosis.
CUCCGCUGCUGCCGGGCUGAAGAUCCUCACGUCCUGUUCAAACAGGCUCCGACGGGGAAACGGGGCAGAGCGCUGGUGGCCGAGCAGACCGAGCAGACCUGCACCGUCCGUCUUCCUGCUGCGAGGGUUCCAGUGCCAUCAGGGGUCAGCGGGGUCAAGUCUGAGCCGGUGUCACGUUCCAUCCCGGGGUCAGAGAGCAGGAGGACGCUGAAUGGACGGAGGAUGGGGUCGGAUGAAGCGUACAACUUUGUCUUCAAGGUGGUUCUGAUAGGAGAAUCGGGUGUCGGAAAGAGCAACCUGCUGUCCCGCUUUACCAAAAACGAGUUCAACCACGACAGUCGCACGACCAUCGGCGUGGAGUUCAGCACGCGGACCGUGCAGCUCAGCGGCUUCACCAUCAAGGCCCAGAUCUGGGACACGGCUGGCCUGGAGAGGUACCGGGCCAUCACCUCCGCGUACUACAGGGGGGCCGUCGGAGCCCUGCUGGUCUACGACAUCACCAAACACCUCACCUACGAGGGCGUGGAGCGCUGGCUGAAGGAGCUGUACGACCACGCCGACCCCCACAUCGUCGUCAUGCUGGUGGGGAACAAGACGGACCGGGAGUCGGACAGAUCCGUUCCCAUGCAGGAGGCCAAGGACUUUGCAGAGAAGAAAGGCGUGCUGUUUCUAGAGACGUCAGCUUUGGCAUCGACCAACGUGGAAGCUGCGUUCAACGGCGUCUUAGAAGAGAUUCACAAAAAGGUGAGCAGCAAGACGGUGGUUCGAGGCUCCAUUAACGCCGUCUCCCUGAGCAACUCCAGAGAAGAAAAGGCAGAGGAGAAGAAAGCGUGCUGCCAGAACAUCUGACCGGCGUCCCUCGGUAGCUCUGGCGUAAACCGGGCAACCGCAUCCCCCCUGAGGUCGCCCGGGUGACGCGGAACCCUCGGAGGGCCAAAAUAAAUGGCUACGUGACGGUAGGGUUGCCAACUCCCUGAAAAAUAAACCCGAUGGCCUUCACCCUUCCUGGCGUGGUGAUUUUUUUUAGCCCCCUUUUUUGUGAUUGAAAUGAUUUUUUAACUAUUUGACCUGAACCUGAAUUGAAUUAGAUGCAUAUUUUUGAAUGCCAUGAACACAUGGAAAACAAAUUAUUAUCCAGCAAUUCACUUUAUUACAAAAUAACAAAAUGAACUGAAUAAAAUAAGUAUCUUUCUUAAACAGAAUUGUGUUCUGCUUAACUUAAAAUUGUAUAAAUUAAUAUAAAACAAUAGAAAGAAAGCAGAACAUCCAUUCUGUAAUAGUGCACAUUUUUAGUGCAAUAACAAAAGUGCAAACAGAAAGUCUGUAGAAAACUUGUAAACAUAUUUGUUCCUCAAAGGCCAUGACUGUAAGCUACAGUUGUAGUAAAACAGAGAAAAAUAACUUAUGAACUCAACAGCUCAAUGCCAUUUUCCAUUGGCGUUUUAUGACUAUUUUUUGACUCUCACAGUAAUACAGGACAAAGUCCGUCCCUUUUCAGCUCAAUACGGGACGCAUACUUUAGUUUAUAAAUACGGGACGAUUCCGUUUUUCAAGGGAGGGUUGGCAACCCUACGUAAUGGUGGUUCGAAAUGACUGAUUUGUGAGUUGCGUGAUGGUAGGAUCAAAAGAUUGAGGAUGUGUGUGGACGAUGCAGGAAACCUGCUUCAAAUACUUAAAAGCUCUUGAUAAGAAAAGCUGCUACCUGUAAGGUUCAUCACCUGUGGAGAAAAUUAGAAAUAUGUAGAGGCCUCGUGGUUUGUGUGACGUUUAAACUGCUAGCACAUGACGGUUUCAGGGAUUUUUGGUAUAGAAGUUGCGCGUGUUGAGCGUGUCUUUGCGUGUCUUUGCGUCGAUGAGACGGACUGCAUUUGUACCGAGAAAUAAAGGAUGUAUGUAAA